UUGCUGCCGGGCUCUCCCGGGAGUGCUUCUUCUAAUCAUGGCUCCAGACUCGGGGGCCUUUCCCGACGGACAGCUUUUGAAGCUGCUGCCGGUGGAUCCCCGGGACCGGGGCACCCAGCGCUGCCGCCUGGGGCCGGCUGCUUUCCGCAGCCUGGGCGCACGCUUGGGCUCGCCGCUGAGGAUCACGUUGCCCGCCGGCGGCUGCUGCCUCUGCACGGCCUGGCCCCGGCGCGACGGGGCGGACGGCUUUGUGCAGCUGGACCCGCAGUGCGCGAGCCCCGGGGCCGAGGCGGCGGUGGGGAAAAUCAGUCUGGACAGCUUGCAGCCGGUGCCCUGUCCGCCGCUGCGGCGGGUCGCAGUGUGGCCGGUGCUGCGACCGCAGGCGGGAACCCCAAGCCCUGAUGCGGUGCUGGAGGUAGCGCACGAGCUGCUGCGCCACCGGCCGGUGUCGCGGGGACACGUGGUGGCCACCCCGCCUGGCAUCCCCGGCCCGGUUGCCGCACUGCACGUGGUGGGCGGGACGCCGGACCCUGAGCCCGCCGGCUUGGUCACACCGCACACCCGCAUCACGCUCAGCGACAAGCCGCCGCCCCAGGUCGAGCCCCCGGAGGAGGUGGCCCUUGGGGGCCUGUCGGAGACGGCCGCCUCCCUGCGGGAGCUGCUCCACCUGCCACUGCGCUACCCGCUCGCCCUGGGCGCGCUUGGGCUGGCGGUGCCCCGCGGGGUCCUCCUGGCUGGACCCCCGGGAGUGGGCAAGACCCAGCUGGUGCGGGCGGUGGCGCGCGAGGCGGGGGCCGAGCUGCUGGCGGUGAGCGCCCCGGCGCUGCAGGGAGCCCGGCCCGGGGAGACCGAGGAGAACGUGCGGCGCGUCUUCCAGCGUGCUCGGGAACUGGCCAGCCGCGGGCCCAGCCUCCUCUUUCUGGACGAGGUGGAUGCCCUGUGUCCCCGGAGAGGCGGCUCGCGGCGAGCCCCCGAGAGCCGGGUAGUGGCCCAGGUGCUGACGCUGCUGGACGGCAUCCAUGGGGACCGGGAGGUUGUGGUUGUAGGAGCCACCAACCGGCCAGAUGAGUUAGACCCAGCGCUGCGCAGGCCCGGGCGGUUUGACAGAGAGGUCGUCAUUGGGGCUCCCACACUUAAACAAAGAGAGACAAUUCUGCAAGUUAUUACUUCCAAGAUGCCCGUCUCCAGUUACAUUGACUUAGGUCUCCUGGCAGAAAUGACAGUUGGCUACGUGGGUGCUGACCUGACCGCGCUCUGUAGGGAGGCUGCCAUGUGUGCCCUUCUUAAGAAUGAGAAGAACCAGGACAGUCCUCAGAUUGACGAAAUGGACUUUCUUGAUGCUUUGAAAAAGAUUCAGCCCUCAUCAUUUCGAAGUUCUAUUGGGCUGAUGGACAUCAAGCCUGUUGGCUGGGAGCAGAUAGGGGGACUUGACGAUGUGAAGCUGAAGUUAAAGCAGUGUGUUGAGUGGCCUCUGAAGUUCCCUCAGGAGUUUGCUAGGAUGGGUCUGAAACAGCCAACCGGCCUUCUCCUCUACGGCCCCCCUGGAUGUGCUAAGACCACUCUGGUGAGGGCCCUGGCCACAAGCUGCCGCUGCUCUUUUGUGUCAGUGAGCGGAGCCGACCUCUUUUCACCUUACGUUGGAGAUUCGGAGAAAGUCUUGUCUCAGGUAUUUCGACAAGCAAGAGCCAAUACGCCAGCGCUUGUGUUUUUGGAUGAAAUUGACUCAGUCUUGGGGUCUCGCUCAGUCGGCACCUUGGGAUGUGAUGCUCGGGAGCGAGUUCUUUCAGUUCUGCUGAAUGAGCUCGAUGGUGUGGGAGUUAGGACGGUAGAGAGAAGAGGGAGUAAAUCAGACCACCAGGAAUACCAAGAGAUUCUUCAUCGGAAUGUCAUGAUCAUUGUGGCAACCAAUAGGCCUGACGUCUUAGAUGAGGCCUUGCUGCGGCCUGGAAGACUGGAUAAGAUGAUCUAUGUCCCCCCUCCUGAUCAGGAGGGCAGGCUUUCUAUUUUAAAAGUCUGUACAAACAACAUGCCGAUAGGACCUGAUGUUUCCUUAGAAAAGCUAGCGGCAGAAACGGGUUUUUUCUCUGGAGCCGAUCUUAGAAACCUCUGCAAAGAGGCUGCCUUGUUUGCUCUGCAAGAGAAUGGACUGGAAGCAACGUCAGUGAAACAAGAGCACUUCAGGGAAUCGCUUAGGACUGUGAAGCCAUCCUUGAGUCGGGAAAGCUUGACAGUGUAUGAAAACUUAUUUAAGAAAGGACUUUCUGCCUUGGAAGAUAAUUAAAUUUUUAUUUUAUUCA
Messenger RNA from Microtus oregoni (creeping vole), 2297 nucleotides. RefSeq names its product spermatogenesis associated 5 like 1 (gene Afg2b). The record is from RefSeq and is a predicted model, not a curated record. Bases 38 to 2281 code for a protein of 747 amino acids. Gene Ontology annotation, molecular function: ATP binding; ATP hydrolysis activity. NCBI's taxonomy places the organism in Eukaryota, Metazoa, Chordata, Mammalia, Rodentia, Cricetidae. The transcript has 8 exons.